Messenger RNA from Caenorhabditis bovis, 651 nucleotides. The record is from the annotation of a GenBank genome assembly. Lineage: Eukaryota; Metazoa; Nematoda; Chromadorea; Rhabditida; Rhabditidae.
AUGAGCCGCCAAUUUUGCCAUCAGCUUUUCCUCUUUCAACUAUGCACGAUUACAGUAUCUACAGUAUCCUGGGUCAAGAUUACGAAGCCCAACCUUAUAUGGGAGGAAUUGAGCGUGAAUUCCGAUGGCGAGCGACUAUUCCAUUGCGGCGAGUUCGAUUCGACAUUCACUGGCCGUUAUCAUUGGCGAUUUAAUGGCUCGUCGAUAUUACCGGAGCGCACACAAAUACACCGAAAUCGUUUCGUAUUUUUGCGCGGCGCCAACGCGAUUCGAAACUCGCUGACCGGCGAAUACGAGUGUUGCGUACGCGAGACAUUGGGCAACGCGUGCUAUUCGCGGCAAUUGAUUGUCAGAGAUAAAUCGUCCACUCAAAAUGUCGAUUUGUCAAAUAUUGAUCGUUUGGAAGCCGAAUUUGGCAACACCUACUAUUUGAGGCUCGCCGACGUCAAACGCGUUGAAGGUGUGAAAUGCACACUCAACGGGCGGCCAUAUGAGAAUUUCAAGUAUCCGUUUAUUGCGACCAAUUCGAAAAAAUCGGUGGCGUAUCACGUGAAAAUCGACAAUUUGGACGCACGUUUCAAAUUCGCAUCGACGGCGCGCAAUUCUCGCCAACGGCGCCGCUCAAUGCCUCAUUUUUGGCAGCGAUUCUAG